CUGAUUGCUGGUACAGAUCUCAUGCAUAUAAUGGAAAUGACAUAUUACUGGGUUUCUGGCUAUAAUGAGUUAAAAACUGAUUUGAUUUAUUUUAUUUUCAAGAUUACGAGAAUAAAUCGUCUCUACAGAAUACAUUUAACUAGUGAUGGUGAAUCCGUAUUGUUUGUUGACUGUGCGACUGCAAAAACAGCUGGUUUAUUCACUUGCAUUGCUACUAAUUCAGAGGGUGAAACGUCUGUGGAAACGCAACUUACUGUUCAUGCACGUUUGGGUCGUCAAAUGCAAAGUCUUGCACCUCAAUUUACAGUUGAUCUGAUGGAUAUAGGAGUUUCGAUUGGUCACCCAGUAUCAUUAAAAUGUGUUAUUAAAGGAGCACCGGAACCUCAACUGAAGUGGUUUUUCACUGAUGAUUCACGUCGAACAGUUGCACUGAAAACCAUUCCUGGAUCAGCAUGGAGUGAAUGUCGUCGAGGUGAUGAUUGUGAAUUAAGAACUGAAUCUGUUGUAAGCGCUCAACAAGGAACAUAUCAAUGCUUGGCGAUCAACGAACAUGGAAAAGCUUUAUCGCAAUGUUAUGUAUUAGUUGGAGAACUUUCUGAAGAACCUGCUGGUCCACCACAUUUCGUGCGAUGUUUGAGAGAUAUAUGGUGUCCACUUGGAAGCUACACUGUCUUGGAAGUCGAAGUAGGCGGUCAUCCAUUGCCAGAAUUAACGUGGUAUCACUUUGAUCAAAAAGUCGUCGAAGAUAAGUCGGUUCAGGUUCAUUGGAUAGUCUAUAUAUCACAAAGCAGAUGUGAAUUGAGAAUAUCAAAGAUGGGUAUCCGUCAUGUUGGCAAUUAUUCUGUCGAAGCAUCUAACGUAUAUGGUGUUGUACGAACUAACGCGUCAGUAAAUGUUGGGCAAGUUAAAGAAAAUAAGGAGCCUCCCGUUUUCCUGCAAGGUUCGAAACUUAUUGAAACGGUUAAGAAUUUUUACGGCCUUGAAGAUCUCGAUUUCAUUGAAGGAGAUUCAGCAGCUUUGGCUGGUAAAAUAUCCAGAAGAAAGCGUCACAGAAUGCAAGGUAAUUCAACUGCUGCAAACGAUGUCAUGAAGUCAAUUAUGAACGCUGAGGAAUCAAUUCACGUUGCUGAAUUCACAACUCUUGAAGAAGUUCGCGGUGCGAUAAAUAUAAGAAAUAAAAAAAUUUGUCGACCAAAAUUCAUGGUUAAACCAAAAGCAAAGAAGGAAAUUGAGGAAUACAAAUCACUGCGAUUAAAAACUGCCAUUUCUGCAAAUCCAGUUGCUGUUGUCCAUUGGGAUAAGUUAGGAGUCCACCACGUCUCGCAUAUAGACAGUGGCUUCUAUAAUUGCACUGCAUCAAAUAGCGAAGGCCUAGUGACGUGUACUUCAGAGAUUGAAGUGACUUCAUCUGAUCAAACAGCUCGUAAAUAUUCCAAGAAAGAAUUCAAGUCUCCAACGUUUAUUGAAGUUUUGCCUGGCCGAUUAAAGGCUGAUGUGGGUGAUUCAUUAACCGUCCAAUGUAGUGUACUGGCAUAUCCAACUCCAUCAGUACAAUGGCUUCGUAACGGAACGGUUUUAAAACCUCAGCAUGAUCGCUAUGCAAUGUUAUUUGAUGGUGAAACAUCAACUUUAAUAUUCCAUAAAUUAACCGCAGCGGAUUCAGGCAAAUAUUGCUGUACUAUGACAAAUCAACAAGGAGAAGCCAAGACUGCAAUGCACUUGGAUGUAAGCAAAAAUGAAAAUACCUCUCUAAAAUCACUCGAUGGUAUACCUCCAAAAUUCCUUGAAAAAAUCAAGGACGUUAUUAAAGCUAAAGAUGGUGAUGAAGCUACUUUAAUAGCAGAAUUAGUUGAGGGCUCUGAGCCCCUUAGGAUACGUUGGUUUCAUAACAAGGUUGAAAUCAACAAUUCAAGCGCAUUCAAACAUGUUCGUGUUGGUAAUGUUCUACGCUUAGUUAUCGCAGAUGUAUUUCCUGAGGAUGGCGGGGAUUAUGUGUGUGAAGCUAAAAAUGAUUAUGGGCUUGCUAAAUGUAAUAUGAGAUUUGUUGUCUCGGAAAAACGUACGAACGAAUUUCUUAAUCCUCCGCUUAUUGUUGAAGCACCGAAAAGUCUUACUGUUGAUCCUGGAGCAAAUGCUCAAAUUACAGUGACUUUACGCGGUCAUCCUGAGCCUGCAAUUGCUUGGUCAAGAAACAAUCAACCCAUAAUACCGAACGAGAAAUAUCAGGUAAGUGGUCGUUCAUUUACAUUUUUUAUCAAAACUUUUAAAAAGCAAAUGCUCUUUUUUACAGAUAAUACAUGCAAAUAUGAACUAAAUGCAGCUAAUUAUGCUGGCUCUGCAACUGCUAUAGUCGAACUUAAAGUUGCUGAAGUAAAAGAUUUGGAAUCAGUAUUACCAAAAUUUACAUUAUUGCCUAUAUCCGUCCAGUGUGCAAUGGGCCAAAAGGCAAUGCUGAAUUGCGCUUUCACGGGAAGCCCACAGCCGGUAGUUUCAUGGUAUCAUAGUGGCACAAAAAUAAUAUCUGGACAUAAUGGUAUCACGAUAAUAUCUACCUCGACAACAUCGCAGUUGUCAAUUUUGUGUCUCCAAGAAAACCAUCUUGGCGAAUACCUUUGUACAAUAAGAAAUGCAUAUGGUGAAGAUCUUUCCAGAUCAAUGAUUCUCCAAGAAGGUUAG
This is a messenger RNA of Dracunculus medinensis (Guinea worm), 2676 nucleotides long. Lineage: Eukaryota; Metazoa; Nematoda; Chromadorea; Rhabditida; Dracunculidae. The record is from the annotation of a GenBank genome assembly.